Molecule: messenger RNA, 753 nt
Organism: Phanerochaete carnosa HHB-10118-sp
Lineage: Eukaryota; Fungi; Basidiomycota; Agaricomycetes; Polyporales; Phanerochaetaceae
Exons: 5
Coding region: 1-753 (250 amino acids)
Source: RefSeq, a predicted model, not a curated record
AUGUGGUCACAUGGAUAUGACAAGCUGCAAUACUCGGAAUUUUCUACGGAGCUAUCCUUGGCGCGACGUACGUUUCUCACGCGUCUUCUUGUUGGCGUAGUAGUGACUGACACUGUGACCUGUGUCGCUGUCAAAUUUGCUGCUAUGUUCCCCAACCAUGUAGAAGGACUGGUCAUCGACGGUGUCGCGGAUGCCGAGGAUCACUACUCUGGACUCUGGUCCAGAAGCUUACUUGUGACCGACCUGGCCUUGCGCAUGAUCCUCGACGCCUGCGUCGCCUUAGGCCCGCUCAGAUGCGCGCCCACAGACAAGGUGCACGCUCGCUUCACAGCAAUCUUCAACGGCUUUAAGGAACAAUCUCUGCUGGUAUACGACAACAAGGCAGAGGGCGCUCUUCAUGCUGCUCCACUCACCACACGGUGGCAUGACGACUGGGAAAGCAAAUUACCGAGCAUGGACCUCCUGCAUGCGCUCGCGCAGGUUGAGAAGGGCGACGAGCUACCGCUCGCACGCCUGCUCGGCAUUGCGCCCGUGCAUGCGCCGUUCACCCGCGAGUGCUCUGACAGCUCGCGCUCGCUGCCAGACUACAUCACGGCCGACGCAGUCUUCGCGAUUGCGUGCGCGGAUUCCGGUCCGGCGCGCACCGUGGACACGGUCGAGGACCUCGAAGAGCACUUCGUGUGCACCGCCAAGGCUAUUUCAGAGAGGGAAGCCGCCGAAGGAAAACCCGGACUUUCGAGCUUUUUGUUUUGA